Molecule: messenger RNA, 537 nt
Organism: Strongylus vulgaris
Lineage: Eukaryota; Metazoa; Nematoda; Chromadorea; Rhabditida; Strongylidae
Source: the annotation of a GenBank genome assembly
CGAGCCGCUGACGACUGGAAGCAGAUGAGUCAUACUGAACAGGAGCAUUGGAAAACGGAGAGCAAACGUAGGGCUGAGGAACAGAGCUCUCCACAUUCUUCCCAUCAUAUCCAUCAUCAUGGUCCCCGCCAAAAACAACGAGUAAUGUCACAGCUUGAGAAGGAGCUGAUAGAACGUGCUAAAGAACGAGGUGUUGACCGUGCUACUGCACGUCAAACUCUCACCGACAAACUUUUGUGGAAGGAAAAGGACGAAGUUGCAACAAUUCGAAUGCUUCGAUGGGCAUUGAUUGUACUGAGCAAGGAUUCCGUUGGAGUAAUUCCAAAUGAGAUUUGCGCUGUAUUGAUGGAAAAAGCCACAAUUGUGGGAGAGCUACGCUUAAUUCGCCGUGGAUUUCAGCCAAAACCAUCAAGAAAUGCGCAAAAUGUUCGCAAUGUUGUCUGGGAUCCAAGCUUAUCCUCAGACGUCAACAUGGCUGCCGUGCAGCUUGUCAAAUUUGUUCAAGGCACCUGGAAUGGUUUGGUUAUGGUACGUUAG